UUUAACCCUCGACGGAUUUGGUUGUUCCCCGGAAUUGAAUUCGAAAUAAAAAUUUCGCACACAUCGCGUAUACAUUAUAUUUUUGUUCUUCGUCUUCCGUGUGUGUGGUGUGCGUUUUUGUUAUUGCCGUCGUCUUUUUCGGGUGUAUAUUUAACAAACGUUACAAUUACAUAUUUUUUUUCACGUGUCCUACUGUUAUACUGCCAGUGUAUGUACUUACGGUACUUGGUGCUUGGUACUCAAAUAACAAAGUCAAACAAAUAAAAGCAAGUAAAGAGGACACCGAAAAAGAGAAACAAAAACAAAAAUAAAUAAAAGAGUCGCUUUGUUGUUGUCGCGCAGCAUGUGGAGCUACAGUUAACUGUAACAGUUAAAGGGGAGCACAAGGAGGAGGAGUGGGCGAAAGAGAAGGAGGAGGGGAAGAAGCAAAAGACAGGAUUUACUGCUCCGCUUGACUAAAUGCAGUCGACGCUGCGAUUAUUAUGUGCCAGCCCCAACAACAACAACCACACUUGAUACGAAAAUAAACAAACAAAAUCAAUCAAUUAAUCAAUCUGCUGAGCACACCGCUCUCCACGCCCACACUCCCACACUAACAAACACACGCGCAAAAACACACAACAAAACACACACGAGUCAACGCCCACGCCCAUUGAAAAAGGAGAAAAGGAGGGAGUGGCAGGACAACAACAAGAAAGGAGGAGAAAGGAGCAGAGGCAGAGAGCACAAGAACAGCCAGGCAAAAGGCAAAAAGAGGACGUUAAAGAAGACAACAUGUUCCACUCACUUGUUUUGAUGGCCUGCGCCCUUGCCGCCCUCUCCUUCGCCCAGGAGGCGGGGCCCCCGCGAUCCAAAUCGCUAUCGGCAUCGGUAUCGAGUCCUGGAGCGGAUCCAACCUCCCCCGCCCCCGCCCUCACGGCCGCUCCCCUUGCCAGCAGCAAACAGCUGAACAGAUGCCGUCAAAGCUGCUAUCAGCAGCUUUCCAAGGACUGGCAUUAUUGUAAGGAUUCCGUUGAUUGCACAAACUGCUGCCAAAAGCUGGUGGCACCUUUUGAACUGAGGAUCCUGAAGGCCCAGCGCCAGGAAUCGCUCGUCCUAACAGACAUCGGCUGGGACGAGAUGAUAGCCAACGCCUCGCGCCAAUGCCUCAUCACCUGGGAGGUCUCCGGCGGCGGCCUGAUCGGCAAUCUGCUAACGGACACCGCCCGGGCGGAACUAUCCCUGUGGCCAGACACCGUCUACAACAUCCAGGUCAAGUGCAAGCACAAGCUCACGGGCCUGAUGAGACGUUCGAUUAAACUGAACGUGGACACCACUCAGUUGGUGGGCACAACCACCACGACCACGACUAGAGCUCCGAGCACUCUGAGGAGCCAGGAGCAGACAUCGCCAUCCGAGGACCAUCCAGAUCCCUUGAUGCACUCGCAACGCGUUCACAUCCGACCCACAGAUCGAGUGUAUAUAAUCAGUGCCCUGCCCACUCCCAGCGAACUGGGCGGAGUGGUGUAUCCAGCCUUCGGGGCGCUGGCCUUCUUCCUGGCCCUGCUGGUCAUGUUUCUCUUCCUGCGCCCGCAGCGGAAGCGCUUCCCCCUGGAUGCGGACAGUGCGGACACGGCCACGUUGAUAGGUCGGAACUCAUGCUCCAGGAACUCACUGGACGCCUCCACGUUGCAUGUCUAAGGAGGCGAAACUUGUAGUCGUAUAUA
Messenger RNA from Drosophila takahashii, 1706 nucleotides. RefSeq names its product forked end (gene fend). The record is from RefSeq and is a predicted model, not a curated record. Lineage: Eukaryota; Metazoa; Arthropoda; Insecta; Diptera; Drosophilidae.